AAGUAAAAAGUAGAUUAUACACUUAUAUGAAGUAACUGGUCUUACUUAAUCUGUGACUUGGAUUGUCGGAAUUGCAGGCGGCUCAGUUUAUUUUUAAUUAAAAGCUAUUUUAAUUUUAAUAUUUUAAUCUCAGUUAUAUUUCAAGAAAAUCGAUAGUGUAUAGAAGCUUUACCUUCAUCAUAAGGUGAAAUUACUAUUUAUAAGUAGCUAAUAACUACAUGCCUCGCAAGUGUUAACGCAUUCGACCCGGGGCAAAUGAUUUAUUCCCAAAAUAGCGGUACCUUUGGUUGGCUUGAAGAUUGAUUGAAUGGAAAUUUACUUUUGAAGUGAAAAUAUUAUUUUAUAGCAACUUUUAAAAUGGGCCAUAAUCGAGCUUUAUAUCAAGAGAUAAAAAAAAUAUUCACUUGGACAUUUUUUAAAAGUUUGAUAGUGAAUCCUGCUCAGCUACCAUUUGUCGCAGUUUUUAUUUUAAUUGCUGAAUUAAUACUUAAUGUUUUGAUUGUGGAAAGAGUGCCGUAUACAGAAAUUGAUUGGAAAGCAUAUAUGCAAGAAUGUGAAGGAUUUCUUAAUGGUACUUUGGACUACAGCAAACUUCGCGGCGACACAGGACCUCUGGUAUAUCCCGCUGGCUUUGUGUAUAUAUACUCCAUUUUCUAUUUUAUAACGAAUAAAGGAGAUAAUAUCAAGUUAGCGCAAUAUAUUUUUAUUGGAGUUUAUUUGUUGUUGUUGAUAUUUGUGCUCCGAAUCUACAUUAAAACAAGGAAAGUACCUCCAUAUGCUCUUGCAAUAACAAUUUUAACAUCCUACAGAAUUCAUUCAAUACAUGUACUAAGAAUGUUUAAUGAUCCAAUUGCAGUUCUUUUAUUAUAUGCUUCGCUUAAUUGUUUUCUGGAUGCAAGAUGGUAUUUAGGCAGCUUUAUUUAUAGUUUAGCGGUAUCAGUUAAGAUGAAUAUUUUAUUAUAUGCUCCAGCUUUAUUUUUCUUUUAUUUAGUAAAUUUAGGCUUAAACAAUACAUUCAAACAAUUGUUAGUUUGUGCUAUAACGCAAAUUGUUUUGGGCCUGCCUUUCUUGUUCUCUAAUCCUGUAGCAUAUUUAAAAGGAAGUUUUGACUUGGGAAGAGUCUUUAAUCACACUUGGACUGUAAAUUACAGGUUUUUGGAUGUAAAAGUAUUUGAAAGUACUAUGUUUCACUUGGUAUUAUUGGGAAUACAUAUUAUGCUUCUACUGUUAUGUUUGCCUAUGUGUAUUCAAUAUUUUAAAAGUUAUUGCCGCUUAAGAUACAUUCAAAGACAAUUUCAGCCACAAAUAGAUGCCAAAAAUUUAGAAAAUAGUAAAAGUAUGAAAUCUAAAAAAGAAAAUAAAGCAAAAUUAAACCAAAAUCAUAAGGAUGACUUGUCAAAAGAACAAGAGAACUUCUUAAAAUCAUUUGAAAAUAUGUUACAAAAGUCAUCAUCUAAAAUGGGAAACAAAUCAGUUGAUAAAGUUAAACCUGAAAAAGAAACAGCUCCAUAUAGCAUUAAUUUUGAUAUAUUGUCACAACUUUUUGUUCUUCCUAUGUUUCUAGUAAACUUCAUUGGUAUUGUGUGUGCUAGGAGCCUACAUUAUCAAUUCUAUUCUUGGUAUUUUCAUACUUUACCAUAUUUACUUUGGUCUACCAACUACAGUAUAGUCAUAAGAUUUUUAAUAUUAGCCCUAAUAGAAUUUUGUUGGAAUACAUAUCCAAGCACAGAUGCAACUAGUGUCAUGCUUCACAUUUGCCAUAUAAGUAUAUUGUAUGGAGUUUAUAGAAAAAUGUCAAAAGAACAAAAUUUUGUUGCUAAAAAUGCAUAAGGAUAUGAAACAUUUUCUUUUUUUAUUUCAAUAGAACAUUGCAGGACUCGGUAAAUUGAUUCAAUAAAACAACAAUAUAAGCAUUUUAAGAAGUAUUUAUUAUGAAUCUUAACUAAUCAAAGUGAAAACUAAUAUAAUCUUAAAUUUAGAGAUAGAGGCGCAUAAUACUUCCUCUUUUAUCACAUGAUCCAUUAUUACUGGAAUUCGCCUUCACUCUAUCCAAACCCAAUAAAAUAUAUAGCAGAAUAUUCAUAGUAUUCUAAAUUCUUCUAUACUUUCUAUUUGAAGCUUCACUAGUUAUAUUCUUGUAUUAGUUUUUCAUUCAGUCAAAUAAAUAGUUUAGUUAUAA
This is a messenger RNA of Zerene cesonia (dogface butterfly), 2179 nucleotides long. RefSeq names its product lethal(2)neighbour of tid protein 2 (gene Alg3). Gene Ontology annotation, cellular component: endoplasmic reticulum. Bases 358 to 1830 code for a protein of 490 amino acids. Gene Ontology annotation, molecular function: dol-P-Man:Man(5)GlcNAc(2)-PP-Dol alpha-1,3-mannosyltransferase activity. The transcript has a single exon. The record is from RefSeq and is a predicted model, not a curated record. NCBI's taxonomy places the organism in Eukaryota, Metazoa, Arthropoda, Insecta, Lepidoptera, Pieridae.